AUGGCUUAUCGACCGUAUCACCCGUCUUCUCCCGGCUGCGAAAUGAAGGUAACAGAAGAAAUUUCCGUUUUAAAAAUCUACCCAAUUCCCAAGCAUGCUAAAAUUGAUAAAAAUAAAUUGCUUAUAAGAGGUUAGAUAACAACAGAUGUGGACCUGCUAACUCUUCCAUCCACUCCUGUGCCAAGAACGUUAUCAAGGUCGUCACGUGCACUAAAAAUGAUGCUUUAGUUCGUCGGCUUAUUGUGUCCUAUUAAAUUUAAAAAUCUGUAUGAAUAUGAUCACAGCAUGUAGACGUUAAAUAUUGUGUUUGUCAAUGGGCUUUGGAAAUCUUAGUAUUUGUGCAAGAAUGAUUUGCGCAGAUGACCAGCUGAGUGUUAUGGAUAAUAUCUGCUGAAAAGUUCAUAACAUCAGUCGCCCUGAAAUACAAUCAAAUGAUAAGAAAAUAAGGUUUACUCUAAUGUAUGCAAUUUACAGCAACAACACUUACAUUGAUCAGCAUUGCUGCUCAAGAAAAAAUGGCCCUCAAAGCUAAGGAUAACUUACGCCAUCUGCGAAAACAUUUUAUGCGGGUGUUUUAUGAGAUUUCGACUUCGCUCUUUUCGAUGUUUUCGCGUUUUUGCGACAUUCUUCAAUGUUCGGGUUCCGUACAGAGUCGUGCUUUGUGAUUAUUCCGCGCGAUCGGUAUCAUGGAAGGUACUUUGCAUUGUCUAGAUACAGACUGGAUGUUACAUGGAUUUACAUCUAAUUCUUUAAGUGUACUUAAAAGUCAUGAAUUGAAGCCGGCAAAAUAAGGAUAAAGGUCCCAAAAAAGACGUCUCUUCAAUAUAUUUGUGAAACCUUAUUUGCAUCAUAGAAUGGCUUGUUUUAUUUGAUUCGUUUAUACAAUGUUUAUAAACAGACGAUAUAGUUUAAUAAAUAUUGAUUGAAAGUGAGUGAUAUUGACUCCAGGCAAUGGUGAUACAAACGGUUUGACGUAAUAGCCACAACUGAUUCCGCGCUUUUCCUGCCAAUCUUACACAUCUCUACCCAAUAAGUCUACCACUUGGUGGUUUUUAAAGUCGUCUCACUUCUGCAUACUGAAAUAUAGAUUCUUUUACUUUUGUUGAAAGACUUCAUGUAGUUAAAAGGCCACAUUUUUACUCCAGUUUUACUAUACAAUUUCAUGAAUUCGCUUUAUGGCAUAACCCGGGGGUACUCCCGGGAAUUCUUCGUGGGCUCGUGCCUCCCGGUUCUUCAAAUCCUCACCCUAUUUCAGAUAAAAAAAAUGUCAUUUUCCACAUCCGUUUUCAGACCUGGCUUCACGUUUACAUUGGCAGAAAUAAUGUAAUCAUUGUUAGAUUAAAACAUGGCCGUCGAAUGGCCAGCAUACAGAUUUCCUAAUCCAUGUUAAAUUCGCAUAUUACUCUUUCGUUCUUAUUUUCAUUUUGAACGACAAAUACGUUCGCGCAGUCCCAUAGUUCCCUCCAAAAACCUUAAUCCGAUUCCUGUCCAAAAUGGGCAAAUUCUCCACCUGUUUUCAGACCGAAAUGGACACAAAAACCAUACCUUUUGGGGUGGCACAUACCAAUAUGGCUUAUACAAGGGAGUACCCCCCCGGCUCGCGUAAUCGGCUUUGCAUACUGAAGCAGCUAGACGGAUUAUAGAAUUGUCCAUAUGGCAGACUUUGAUAAGUCAAGGAGAGUUAUCCAAUUAUAAACUUGACCUGAGGUGGCGAUCGCCCUGCACGAAAGAUCUGGUAGGGCCACUAGCUGUAGAAAGUCUGUGUCUCUCUAAACAUGCAGACCACGAAAUGUGUAUAAAGUAGUUUUAAUCAAGGUUGUUUUUUGACAAGAGAGGAUGAAGGGUUGGCGAGCCUUAGUUUUACAAAAUGACGGGAAUUUCAAAUUUUAAAACGUCGUACAGUCAAACCCCGUAAAUAUAGACGGUGAGGGUGGGGGUAUAAAAAGUGUCCACAUCACGGUGGGUACGUAUUAAGCGGGUUGAAUUUAGAGAAAAUGUGAGGGCUUACUUUUCCGAGGGCUAUCCGUGAUAACCAGGUGUCUGUAUAAGCGGGUGUCCGUAAAGCGGGGCUCGACUGUAUCUUUUUGGUGGAUAAACUUAAUUUCUUUUUGUUUUAGUCGUGAGAUGUUUAUAAAUAAUUUUUGAGAUUUCAUGUUUUUGAUAAGACAUCUCAUAAUAUGCUGAGUACUAGAGGAACACACUUCCAAAUUCCUCAGCUCGUGACUAUGAGCAAUAACCUUACGCAUGCCGCCAUGGACAGCUGUUUAAUUUCGUCCUUCUCAGGACUUAUCAGUAUGGCAUGCCCCCCUUCCCGCCCCUAGGCAAAUGAGUCACAUCUCAGACCCCGCCAACAUUUACUGCCGAAGCGAGCGCAAAAACACUCUAUGUUGUGGCUGUUUCUUGGAAACAACGCAAAACAGUUUUAGACAAGCUUAAAAAUAUGAUCUAUUUGUUCCCAGGGAUCAGCUUGUAAGCAGAUCGGUGUCAGAGAGAAAGUGUAUAGAUUAGACCGAACUCAGCAAGAAACACACUCUAGCAAACCCCGUGGCAUGGCCAAUCUUCAGGUCAUUUUCGGGCAAAAAUUUUAAGAACUUAAGAGAAAAAGUUAAAAGUAAAAAAUUAUAGGAAAUAACGAUUUUGGAACAGAACUAACUUCUCAAAAGUCACAUUCACCUGGAAAAUUUUCCCGUGGGAGAAGCUGAGAAAAAGAAUGGUAAAUAAAUCACAUAGCCUGCUAGCAAGCGUUUCCGCUCGAGUUCGUCUAGAAAGUUGGGACAAGAGCAAAAAAGAGGAAUAUUGGAAACGGUUGCCACGCAGCGGGCUAUAAAUCACACGCAGAUGCCUUCUAGUCCCUGUUUGUAGCCAGCCGCGGGGGACUUGCACUAGGACUGGCGAAAGGUGACUCUGUGCAGACUACGACGAUUGAAGUGCAAUGCAGCGAAACUUCUUACGGGCCCUGUCUGCAUUAAUGUGGAGAUUUUUGAAUCCAGAUAUAUUUUUACCUGGAUUCGUGUCGACGGGGCCUUAAAUCAAUCUGGAGAGCGGUUUCAAGAUGUGGUUUCGUUGAGUUUCACUGGUUUUUUGCGGACGGAAGGCCAAUUUGUGUAAAAAAAAAAUGCCGUGUUAGGAAAUAUUCAGAUUCGUGUGGACGCCGCCUUAGAACCAGUUCUCCGCCUCCAGUUCACUGCAGUUUUUUUUAAAAUAUUAAAAUACCUUUAUGUAUCAAAAACGAGAAGACCAAAGACUGCUGCAAAGCUGAUUCAGAACUACGUGUAUUGUUUUUUCAUAACAAUAUUUCGGCUGGUCAUACCAGCCUUCUUCAGGUUUACAGAUGUUACUGAACUUAUGUAGGAAUCUCAGAGGUAUGCAAUUAAGUAAAUUAAUAGGCCCCUAUUAACAAGUAAUAAUUAUAGUUUUUGUUGCAAGUUGUUCUGAUUGGCUCCAAGUAUAAAGGCCAUAUCUACCUUUUCUUAGCUGAAAGGUUCUACAUUGUUAUGCAAAUUAACCUUUCACUUUUGAGUGUUUUACUUGGACAAUACGAUGCAAAUUGCGUAGUGUGUUUGAAUUCGAUAGCUUUGGAUAACACUACUAAACAAAGCGAGACGAUUUCUAUUUACGCGUCCGUUCACAGUGACACGCUUAAGUUAGCUUCUUCACCAACUCCUACAGGAAAACGAGCUGGCUUAAAAAGGUAACCUUCACAUCUCUUGCAUGAAUUUUCAGUAACAGACUAAAUUGGAACCGAGCACGAGGUUUGUCAGCUGAUAAUUUGGUCACAAUUCCCAACACUUCAUAAAAAACCCGACGUAUUAGCACAUUAAGUUAAGAGAAUUUGCUUUCGACCUGUAAGUCACUUGAAAAGAGCGUACUAAGUUUAUAGGCUACAGGAAUGGAAGUGAAAUCCACUAGAGUAGCUGUUGCAAAUGAUUAUUUGUCUAAUACUGAGUAGUGGAAUGACGAUUCUUUGAACUCCUCGGGGGAAUGUAAUUUGGUUCGAAUUAUCAAGCAGCUCGAAAACUCAGGCUUAAACCACGUUGAUUGUUUGAUUGGGAGUGGAAAGUCAGUUUUAGUUCAACGGGAGUUUUGAACUGUUGUAUUUAUACCUGUCAACUCGACCGUAUAUACGCCUUAGAUGUGAGUUAGGCACCUGCUGAUCGAAAUUCAAUUCCGGAUCUCGUGGCCUACGGAUCAAUUUCUUACUCCUGGUGGAACAAUUGGAGGUAUAUUACAACUUCAACUAAAACUUUUGUCGGAAAAUAUACAAAAUAAUUGAUAAACUCGAACCAGAGAGAGAAAAGAAGAGUCCGUUUCUCGAAAUGCCCGAUUUUGGAUGAGAAAGCCCUGAAUUAUGAAAACUUCGUAAAUCUCCGAAACUUUUUCGGAAAUCUGACAUGAUCGCGUCCUCUACGAAAAAUCAAACUCUAAAGGAUGAAAGAUCUUACGUCGACUCAAUCAAAAAUAGCCCCAGGGUCGUCCUCGGCAAUUUUAGGUGUGACGUGACAUCACCUGCAUUCGCUGUUGGUAUUGUAAUGUAUAAUGUCCCGGAUGUGCUGAACAUCUGCCGGAUGUGCUCUGCCUAAUGCUGAUUUUUAGUAAAAUCGAACUAGUGGUCUAUUAUCAAUGCUGCGUUCUGAUUGGUUGAGCUUCUACUAGGCCAUAUGUUAUAGCCCACCAGUAGCGAAAAGCGCGGGCUUUUUGUCGGCAAAAAACGAUUAAAGUCUAGCUAUAACUAGUUAAAAGUUUUUUAUUCUCGAUAUUUUUUACCAACUAGUUGGAUUUUACUAAAACAAUUAUUCCUCUCGCCCUCAUGGCCUCUGAGUCAGUAGCCCAUUCUGCCUUCGGCCUUAUGGGCUACUGACUCAGAGCCCAUUCGGGCUCGAGAAAUAAUUGUUAAAUACUCGAGUGGCUUUGGGAUCGUUUUGAGGCACUAUCACGUGAUCAUAAUUUCGCGCCAAAUAAACGCGGCCGCUUCCGAGAAGUGCACGGACCUUUUCUUGAAUAAGCUGGAAGUUUGCUAACUCAAAAACUUAAAGGCAUUAGCUGAACUGCGAAAACACUUGGAUGAAGCUCGUAUAAAAGAUUCUAAGAAGUCAAGGAAACUGGCUAUUUCAGAGAAAAAACGAAGCUUCCAGCGUGUAAGCUUUUAAAAUAGCUCUUACCGUAACAUGGCGUCUUUCUUGCUUUUACUUUCCUUUGAAAACAAUUACACUUCACCCUCCAGUUCUAAGCCAAAUAUACGCGAGUUAGUUCCUUGGGUCAAAUUGGCUCCUUUUUUGUAGCAUUGACAGCAGCAAACAACAGUUUGUUUUUCUUUUAGAUGGCAGGAAAGUGGGACAAAGGACUUGCAAAGGAAAUUUGUUCUUGGAUUCAGAGAGCUACUGGUGUCUCAGUACCUUCAGAUGAUCCUUCAGAUUUUGCCGAAGAACUGAAGAACGGCCAAACUCUUUGCCAGUACGGUCUUAUUAUUGUCUUUGUAAUUUUUAAAAUGUCGUAGAGACUACAGUCAACUCUCUCUAAGACGGACACCUUUGGGACCGGCACUAAGUGUCCGUCUUAGAGAGGUGUCCGUCUUAUAGAGAGUCAAAUAAAAGGAGUAAAGAAAGGCAGGGACCAACUCUAGGUGUCCGUUUUACAGAGGUGUCCGUCUUAUAGAGGUGUCUGUUAAGAGAGAGUCGACUGUAUAUAAAAAGGAACUUUUGUCUUUCUCGGGGUUGUUGAGUGAUAAAGACGUUGUGACGGUGUAAAUUUAAUUACAAAGGGCUGACUCAGUUAGAAACUCUGUAACGAAAAAAAACGAGUGUUUCCUUUCAAUUUUUUUUGUUUCAAAUAACUAACAGUGAGCAUGCAAAGACCUCACUGGGGUGGGGUGGGGGGGGGGAGGGAACAAAGCCCUUUUCAUUUGCAUAAGAAAAAAAAUAAGUAUUUGUUUCAAAUCUAAUCAUUGUUAUCAGAUUCAAUAUCUGAUUGAAAAAGGUUUUUUCUUACAAGGUUGGCAAACAAACUCCAACCAGGGGCAAUCAGGAAAAUCAACAAACUGAAGUCACCAUUUCAGAUGGUAAGUCAGUCUCAGAAAAAAAAAAACUGGAAGGAUAAAACGAUAACAACAACAGCAAUAAACAGUUUAAAAUAAUGCAUGUUUUUCUAGAAGGGGCUGUAUUGUCCAGACUUGGAGCCGUGUACUAGGUAAAAACGUAACGAUGUAUUUAAAUCUAUUACGCUCAUGUCUCAAGGAAAUUUCAUUAUAAGGCAUGUUUGUAAUUAAGUUGAAGAAAAUUUUUUCGUUUUUCACGUCGUUCGUCCGCCUUUUUUUCCCUUCUCUCUUUCCUUCCUUCUUGAUUUCAUUCCGGAUUUAUCUCCAUUUUGACAAGAGUCUCUCAGUUAAAUGAAGAGUCAAAUACCUUGUAAUCUCUUUGCAGAUGGAAAAUAUAGGUUGGUUUAGUGAUUUUGUGACCGCAUAUGGUGUUCAAGCUGAGUAUGGUUUUGUCACAGUAGAUUUGUAUGAAAAACAGAACGUCCAUCAGGUAAGCAAUUUAAAACGAGGAUCCUCACUUUUCUGCUAAUCAGAAAUAAAACCAACUUUUAUUGCUACUUAUCAUGACUGAAAAAGGAUCGAGCGCAACAAGACGCGUUUCAAAACCUUACAAUGUUUACAUGAGGCCAUCAAACCAGGCACCACUGGUUGUUCAAAUGUUUUCCGCCCAACCCAUUUUUAAAGGGAAAAGCCCUGGGGACGAGGUUGGUACGCUGGUCAUCUUCAGAGACCCAGCGCAGCCAGAGACAUUUUCGACUCGUUCUUCUUACUCAGUCAUCAAAAGAGAAUAAGGUCCCAUCAUUCUCUUUUGUGCUCACUUAAGAAUAGGCAGGGGCACCCAACGUCUAUUUUCGGAAAAUAUUUGUCCGGAAGACGAUUUGAGAUCUAGAAUUUUCGGAACAUUUUUUGUAAAAUUCCUUGCUUGUCUGUCUCUCCUAGGAUUUUCGAACAGCUAAAAAAAGGUAUAAUUGACUAUUUUUAACGGAUUUUUACCAUAAAAAGGUCACCUAGAAUUUUCGGGAGCCUUUUUUCUGCUUGAAAUUUUCGAAUAGGUAAGUUUUGAUCCCUACAAUUUUCGGAUCACUAGACUUUCAGCUAGGAAAUCCGAACAGAGAAAACAUUUUUAGGGGAUAAAAAUAUGCCUAUAUCUACCGUUUAAAUACUAGAAUACGUUUAACAAUGCUAUAUUUUAGUGGUUUUGAACUAUAUUCUCGUUGGGUGCCCCUGAACAGUCACAGCUCCACCUUGAGCGCGCCAGAAAUCAUUUUGCCUCUUGGACUGCGAAGGUUUAAAUGGGGGCAGUAUGAGUAGCGCGCACUGCGAGUUCCCGCCAUUUUGCCCUGGCAUUUCAAUCCCCCUUUUUUCUUGUUGAUGCAUCUGUUAGACUGAGGGGAUAGUCAGGGCUUCGCCUGAUUUCUGUUGCAUAAAGAACAGAAGAAGGACUUUUUCUCUAAUUUCUCAAAUUAGGAAAUGAUCAGAUAAAAACUGUGCAAACUAAGUUUUAUGGAUGAAAGUGAAAUAAAAGUACAGUUUCGAUGGGAGCUAUUUAAAUAAUUUACCUAUUAGUCAAAUUUGAUUUUUCCCGUUUCGUUCCAUGGCAGGUUCUUAUAGCUUUAAAAUGGCUAAAAGUGGAGGUACGUAUCUGUUGUGUCUUUACGGAUUUAACCAAGGAUGAUUCGGAUUUAACCAGGAUUUCACCACUAACACGCACCAUUUCUUACUCGUUCACACAUGUGUAUUCUAAUCAUCAUAACAGUCAAUGCGCAUACUCGAUGAUACAAGCAUCGGGGGGCGGGGUGGGUACAGUAUCGUCUUGACGCGGUCCUCUUGAACUGGGCAUUCGCCAUCUUACGUGGUCAUACGAGCCAAUCGUAGGGCAAAGGAAGUACAUUCAUUUCUCUCUUAUUUUAAGACCCUGAGUAUUGGUCCAGCCCCGGAAAUCGUACCCACGACCUCCCGCUCUGCAGUCAAGUGCUCUACCGACUGAGCUAACCCUGCCGCGGUUACACUUGGAGAUAUGUGUAUUUGAAGAAAUAUAAUUCCGGCUAUUAUAAAUGAUCAUGACCCCAAGAGAACAAAAUGAGACAGACAGAAUUUGGGUUUUUUUUCACAGUUUUAUGUUGGCGUUGAUUUACAUUUCUCAGGUGUUGUUUUUCCACUACGUUCAGUCUCAUUCCCAGUCAGUUCUCUGUUGUAAAUUAGACCCAGGUUCAACAGACACAGCGCAUCUUUUGCGAUACUUUAAGUUUGGUUUUUCACUGGUGAACAUCUGGCGCCAAAUUCUCCUCCUCGUAUUUUUCCCGGCCAUCGCGUGCAUCUUCUGCAAAAACUGAAAGCAGUUGGUUCAUGGAUUGACUCCGCCUUAUUAUUUGAACAAAGUAAUAACACUGGCUUUGGCUCAACAACAAAGGGGCUGUGUACAUGAAGGGAGGAAUAUCCUAGUACCAGGAAGAUUCUAGAAGGCGGAAAAGCUUUACGUUGGGUUUUACAUGCAGAAAUUUAAGUCUGUGUGGCGUCCACUAGAGAAGGUUCGGGAAGGAAUUAAAAAUGGCGGGCGACAAAAACAAAAAUGCAAUUUGGGCCCUUCUGCUCUCUUUGCCUCCGUUAAUGACCACCUUUUAGCAGAACUAUUACAAUAAUCAGCUUGUGGUAUCGCUGUGAUUAGCCACUAACGUUCCGCCUCCAUUCUUCUUUGGUUUGUCCCUAGUGUUAGUAUCUUCAUAGCGAAGGUAGAGUACAAUAGUGCCAAGGUCUUCCUAUUACUAGGAUCUUCCUACUUGUUAGCUAGGAAACCCGGGGGGGGGGGGUAACUCCGCAUAUGAAAGGGGUGGGGAUGCGCGUCGGAAAUUUUGAAUUAAACCCCUAAAGGCCGGACCGAUCUGGGCGUGGCCCAAGCUUUUUUUGACCCCUAAAAGAGCCCAUGUUAAAACACAGACAACAUAUAUAUUUUUAUAUUUUUUGGCGUGCAACUCUAAACGAGACCUUCACGGCUAAGUAUGAUGGCGUUUUGCCCAGAACACCCUAAGUGAGACCAAAAUCCGAAAUUUACACCUCUAAGCGAGACGACGAGUAUCCCCACCACUAUCAUUUGCUGAGUCUCCCCUCCCCCGGGCUAGGAAAAUCCAAGCGUUAGGGACAAGUACAACUCUUUGCGUGUGAACUGAAUACAGAAAACAUAUGGCGCAAGGUUGGUCCGCUUUCUAGGAUGUUCCUGGUGCUAGGAUCUUGCUCCCUGUUAGUUAGGAAAAUCCAAGCGUUAGGGACAAGUACAACUCUUUGCGUGUGAACUGAAUACAGAAAACAUAUGGCGCUAGGAUGGUCCGCUUUCCAGGAUGUUCCUGGUGCUAGGAUGUUUCUCCCUCCAUGUAAACAGCCCCAAAGGGUCCCGGAGGGAUCCUAGCUGCCAACUGAAAUCGAACUUAAUUUUUCUGUUUGUCUCUUUUGCAGGCCGAAAAGAAAGGCGUGAAACUGUAA
This is a messenger RNA of Porites evermanni, 9505 nucleotides long. NCBI's taxonomy places the organism in Eukaryota, Metazoa, Cnidaria, Anthozoa, Scleractinia, Poritidae. The record is from the annotation of a GenBank genome assembly.